Archocentrus centrarchus (flier cichlid) is the source of this 1086-nucleotide messenger RNA. Its product is annotated as probable N-acetyltransferase CML1. The coding region runs from base 129 to 803 and encodes 224 amino acids. Lineage: Eukaryota; Metazoa; Chordata; Actinopteri; Cichliformes; Cichlidae. The record is from RefSeq and is a predicted model, not a curated record. Gene Ontology annotation, molecular function: N-acetyltransferase activity. The transcript has 2 exons.
CGGUAAUGCAACAUCCUGGAUGCAAGCUGCCGUUAAGAUCGGAUAACGAAGCAGAAAGCGAAGGGAAGAGGGGGUUUUAACUUGGGGAAGCUUAUUUCAAGGACCGGUAUAAAACAGCUGAAAGAGCAAUGGACAACAUUCAGAUCCGGAAGUUUCAGGAUGAAGAUGCCGAUGCUGUGAAGGAGCUCUUCACCCUGGGGAUGAGUGAGCAUGUGCCUUCUACCUUUGUGCACCUCCUGAAACAGCCGCUGACUCAGAUGGUCCUCAUGUGCAUUUUCUGCACUCUCAUGGCCAGCUCCAAGUCCUUCCUGCUCCCCACCUUGGCUGUCACCUUCUGCCUGGCUGGAGCCCGGCAGGUCGUCAUCUACUCGUUCAACAAAUACAUCGAAACCUCGCUCAGAAAGGACCUCAACAACAUCAGCGAGAAAUACCUGAAAGGGAAGGACUCGUGCUUCUGGGUUGCUGAUAGCGAUGGUCGGAUAGUGGGCUCAGUGGCUUGCCUCCCUGCUGAGAACGCGCCUGGUUGCUUGGAGCUGAAACGCAUGUCGGUGCGCCGAAGUCACCGCGGGAUGGGCAUCGCUAAGGCUCUAUGUCGGACAGUGGCCAAGUAUACUCGUGACAGGGGUUAUGGAGCUAUCAUACUGUGCACCUCUGUGGUGCAGGUAGAUGCCCAGAAGCUGUAUGAGCACAUGGGCUACAAGAAGACAAGAGAGUUUGUCGCUCCAGAGUUUCUUGCCAAAAUCCUGAACUUCACCCUGUUUGAGUACAGACUUGAUUUACAGCAGGACCAAAAAAGAGACUGAAUCAGAUAUAAACACUGAAUAAAAUUUCAGGGCAGUAGUACCAUACGUGUAUCUUGUUCCUCUACUAAUGUUUUCCCAGCAUGCAUCUAAACGAGGCAGAAACACUCAGGACGAGUCAGGCAUAGGUGGGUCUGUUUACUCAACCCUUACAGUCAUGUUUCCUCCUGUUUCAAACAGGCACACAGCACAGUUUGAACAUUUAGUAUUGUUUUGUUUUUAUGUUUUUUUUUUUUUAAUUUUUUAUGAUUAAUUACACAAAAUAUUAAAAUAGAAAAACUGCUUU